Messenger RNA from Onychostruthus taczanowskii (white-rumped snowfinch), 3505 nucleotides. RefSeq names its product cell division cycle 14B (gene CDC14B). Gene Ontology annotation, biological process: regulation of exit from mitosis; positive regulation of cytokinesis; cilium assembly. Bases 197 to 1678 code for a protein of 493 amino acids. NCBI's taxonomy places the organism in Eukaryota, Metazoa, Chordata, Aves, Passeriformes, Passeridae. The transcript is spliced from 13 exons. Gene Ontology annotation, cellular component: centrosome; nucleolus; mitotic spindle. Gene Ontology annotation, molecular function: protein tyrosine/serine/threonine phosphatase activity; protein serine/threonine phosphatase activity. The record is from RefSeq and is a predicted model, not a curated record.
UCCCCAAUCGGGGGUGGCCGUUGGGGGCGCGGCGGGCGCUCCGCCGGGCGGCGGGGCGAAGGUGCGGCUGGAGGGAGCGGUGUCCGCGGGGACGCGUCAGCCGCCGCCGCCCUCGCCGCCGCGGGGUCCCUCCCCUCACUCCGGCCGCCCGGUCCCCGCGGGAUGAGGGGAUCGUAGCGCCGCGGCCGCCUCCGCCAUGAAGCGGAAGAGCUGGGCCGAGGCGCGGCGCCGCGCAGCCCCGCCGCUGCCGGCUCUGAAGAGGACGCGGGGCGCGGCGCCGCGAGCGGCGGGAGGCGAGGCGGAGCGGCGGCGACAGCCGCCCCCCGCCGGUCUGGAGACCUGCCUGAGGAUCGCGGAUCGCCUUUAUUUUGCAAUUCUUUACCAAAAACCAAAGAGUGGAGCUGCAAAUACCCAUUAUUUCUGCAUAGAUGAUGAACUUGUGUAUGAGAAUUUCUAUGCAGACUUUGGACCACUCAAUCUGGCAAUGGUCUACAGAUACUGCUGCAAGCUAAACAGGAAAUUAAAGUCAUUUUCAUUGAUAAGGAAGAAAAUAAUUCAUUAUACUGGCUUUGAUCAGAAAAAGCAAGCAAACGCUGCAUUCCUCAUAGGCUCCUACGCAAUAAUAUACCUGAGAGAAUCCCCAGAUGAUGUGUACAGGCUUAUAUUGUCAGGAAGUGUUUCAUAUCUUCCUUUCAGGGAUGCUUCCUUUGGUACUUGCAGUUUUCAUCUGACAUUACUGGACUGUUUUCAUGCAAUAAACAAGGCUUUGCAGUAUGGUUUCCUGGAUUUUAGUACGUUUGAUGUAGAUGAAUAUGAACAUUAUGAAAGAGCAGAAAAUGGAGAUUUUAACUGGAUAAUACCAAACAAAUUCAUUGCCUUCAGUGGACCUCAUUCAAGAAGUAAAAUUGAAAAUGGCUAUCCCCACCAUGCUCCAGAGGCUUAUUUCCCAUACUUCAAGCAAAAUAAGGUCACCACUAUAAUACGCCUCAACAAAAAACUGUAUGAUGCCAAACGAUUUACAGAUGCUGGAUUUGAGCAUUUUGAUCUCUUCUUUGCUGAUGGAAGCACACCUAGUGAUACUAUUGUUAAAACAUUUCUAAAUAUUUGUGAAAAUGCUGAAGGUGUAAUAGCUGUUCAUUGCAAAGCUGGUCUUGGACGAACUGGCACACUUAUUGCUUGUUACAUCAUGAAGCAUUAUCGGAUGACAGCUGCUGAAUCUAUUGCCUGGAUCAGAAUAAAUAGACCUGGUUCUGUGAUUGGACCACAACAGCAUUUCCUGAUGGACAAACAGGCAGAACUUUGGACAGAAGGGGAUAUUUUCCGUGCAAAGUUGAAACGAAACCAUAAAAUUGCUGUAACAAGAAUUCUGUCAGGAGUAGAUGAUAUUUCAAUUAAUAACACAAGAAACAGGAGAACCAUCCAAAAGGACAUUGAACUGUACAGUGAUGAUGAUGAAACAAACUGUUUAACACAAGGGGAUAAGCUUCGUGCUCUGAAAAGCAAAAGGCAAUCGAAAGCGCCAACUCCAUCUCCACUAGCACAACUUUCCCUAAAUCAUGUCAUGACUGUGAUAAUGUUUUGUGGAUCUGGAAGGCAGAGUAGCCACUGUUUCAGCAAAAAAAUCAAAGAACUGCAUUUCAGUGAAACUGGUAGUCUCUUUAUUUUAGUCAAGUCCUGAAACACCACCUGUAAAAGAAAGUUUGCAUCUACUGUAGCUUGUAGCAACUGUAAGUAUAAAAUCUAUCUGCCUGCUCUUAAAUAAACUGCAAGAGAACGCAACACUUGGAAAACUUUGCAGGAUCUCCUUUGAUUGCUAGGAAAGCAAUGGUGACCCCUGGCUGUCAGACUUUUGCAAAUCACACAUGACCAAAGUCACAGGCCACAGUUUACAUGACUUUUGUAGUGUUGUCCUUCUGUAGGACAUGAUGCUGCUACCUUGCUGGCAUUUUUAUUUUCUUCUUUUUCAAGAUCACCACUGUCACCAGGCUUUUAGAAAAAGUGAGAAGUAUGUAGUAAAAAUGUGUUGAAGGUAAAGAAAUAUAUCUCUGGAAACCUUCACACAUUGCUAUGUCUGAUUUCUGCUUUUGUUUUAAAUUACUGUCUUCUGUUCAUGCUUAUCAUUUACACAGACAGCCAUAUAAGAAACAACAUACUCAGAACAAAGACUGUGCCCAGCUGAUUUAAAAAAUAUCAAAAUGCAACACCUCAGUUACCUCAAAUAGCACAGUAAAAAACAACUACCUUGCAGAUUAGUUUCCAAGGCACAGAAGUGCCUUAGUUGUCAAGUACUGAAUUGCCACACACUUACUGUAUGUUCCAUAUGAUGAAUGUAGACUGUGUGAUAACCUAUUCAGAGCCAUUGUCCUAAUACCUUCUUAACACAAGACCUAUCUACUAUUAAAAUAUUAUUUGGCUCAUGAAACAUUCUGCAAUGUCUGUUCUAAUUAGUUUGUACUUGUGUAGAAUUAAAAUAAUUGACCUGGAACUUAUAGCUCAUUUUUACAUUGUGCAUUGUCACUCAAGGAGCUUCAAUUUACCUCUUUCUGUUCCCCUGAGUUAUUUUUAUGGUUUGCAACUUGUACUGAAAUAAUUCAGUGAAAAAUGAAUGUGCAAACUCAUACAUUCCUUUGUGUUACUGUUGUUUUGUUGCAAGGAAUAUUUAGCUGCCUUACAUGAGUCAAAAGUUUUUUCUCCUACAAGAGGUGACUGUCUCUUUCCUUUGUAGUUUAGUCUGUUAAAAUAAUUAUUCUUGUGGUGAAAUUGAUUACUUUUAUCUAAGCAAUCAAACAGAAGCUUCUAAAUCUUCCAAGUAGUUUUAUUUCAGAGGAAAAAAGAAGGGGGGGGGGGGCAAAAUAAGAGCACCAGAAACUUGGACAGUUAGUCUUUGAAAACUAGAGGCAUUAUUUACUUUUGAGUCACAAAAGACUUGUAUAGAGUGUUUAUUGAAGUUGGUUGUAUAAAUUCUUUAUGCGUUGAUGACUGGAUAUUUUAUGUAUGUUCUAAUAAGCGAUUUUCUGCACCUGUGGCAAAGGAUUAUGAAUUGGCUUUUGCUUCUUACACAGAAAGGUAAUACAUGCCAUCAUCUGGUUGUUUAUAUAAGGUGUUUGUUUCUGCAGACUUACCUGUCUGUGAUGUAAUGUUUUAAUAUCAGAAUGUAUGAUUAUGAAGUAGGAUGUGUGAAUGCGGGUUGAUCAAACUGCAUAAGAGAUGGCAGCAAGUGGUCAGAGAUGAAUUGCUCCUGCACACACUUCUUUCCAAGAGUGAUACAGACUGUUUGAAAUAGGUGACUUUGGCGAGGGUUUCAGAAGGUUUGCUUUGAUUCCAGCAGCACAUGGGUACUACACUGGCAAUUUAUGGCUGGAUGGAUUGUUAGUCAUAGAAAGUAAGAAAUGCUUGGCAAAGUUUAUAGAACAGUAUCCUUUUGAAGAACUUGAAACAAGCUAAAAUGCACCAAUAGCUUUUGCUUUUGAAUUUUUUUUCAUCUCUACCUCCCCCUCCAAUCCCU